GUUGGGUGCCAACAGGGCUCUUUCUCCCAGUAUUCACCAUUGGAGCGGUAUGGGGUCGUCUCUAUGGGCUUUUAGUACACGAACUGUUAGCCCAAAGCUAUGCCUUCGCACCGCCUGCUGUGUACGCUCUAGUAGGCGCGAUAUGUCUUACUGCUGGAGUUACUCGGACCAUCUCGGUGGCCGUUAUUGCAUUUGAGCUUACUGGGCACAUCCACCAGAUGUCUGUUAUCGUCAUAA
This is a messenger RNA of Perkinsus marinus ATCC 50983, 237 nucleotides long. RefSeq names its product chloride channel, putative. Gene Ontology annotation, cellular component: membrane. The annotation marks the transcript as partial. The record is from RefSeq and is a predicted model, not a curated record. The transcript is spliced from 2 exons. Lineage: Eukaryota; Perkinsozoa; Perkinsida; Perkinsidae. Gene Ontology annotation, molecular function: voltage-gated chloride channel activity. Gene Ontology annotation, biological process: transmembrane transport; chloride transport.